This is a messenger RNA of Trichomonas vaginalis G3, 2349 nucleotides long. RefSeq names its product armadillo (ARM) repeat-containing protein family. The coding region runs from base 1 to 2349 and encodes 782 amino acids. The record is from RefSeq and is a predicted model, not a curated record. The transcript has a single exon. Lineage: Eukaryota; Parabasalia; Trichomonadida; Trichomonadidae.
AUGCUUUACAACUCUAUAUUAACACCAGAACUCUGUGAUGAUCAAAACAUCUCUAGUUAUCUUUCAAUCAUCAUAGCCAAACUAAUUUCAUUCGAUAUUACUUUCAAUUUAUCAGUAGACUAUUACAAUACAAUUUAUGAAUUACUUUUUAGUGAUUCAACUUCAGAUUCUGCAAAAACAACAAUAAUCAGAACGAUUUCCAAUGUUUUUAGAGAACCUAGAUUAAAAUCACUAUUACUUAUGAAAGAUAGAGGAGCAUUCCUUUCCGAAUCAGUCCUUAAAAUUCUCCAAAAUUUCACAAAUUCUCCACAAUUUUUUUUAUCCAUCUUCGAACUGAUACAAUCGAUAUGUAGCCGUGUUAAAAACAGGCAGAUAUGGCGUACAGCAAACUUUAUUGGGCUUUCAAUACAAUAUUUCAGUCAAAUUAUUCCAGAUUCAGAUUCAGACUUAAUUAAAGCCAUGUUCUAUUCAUUUUCAUCAUUUUUCAAAGUGAACUACAAUACAAUUGCAGAAACCGAAAGUUUACAACAACAAUUACUCGAAAUUUCACAAAUUCACAUUAAUUCGGCAAAUCCAAUUUCUGUUCAACAAGUAAUGAGAUUUUACAGGAAGACAGCUAAAUACGAACUCGUUUUACCAUCUCUUGUCGUUGUUCGAAUCAAAGAGACUUUAAUUUCGAAAUUUGGCUCAGAUUUCAUCACUCCUGUUAUAAACAACCUCGACGGACUUAGCGAUAACGAUCAAAAUAUUGAAUUCAUGUCAAAUGAAGACAUUUCAAUAUCAACCGAAGCUUUUGAGAUAUUAAACAAUUUUUCAAAUUUAAUUCCAGAUUUAGUAUACGAGCAAGUUGAUUAUUUCAACGAAUGCUUAGAGUCUGAUGACUGGAGAAUCAUUUGCAAAGGGUUGUUGGGCAUAAUGGCCGCAUUUACGACGAGAAAACCCGAAAUCCGAGAAAUCUUCGAAAAUCUUAUGGCUCCAAACUCAUCAGGACAGAACAUUUUGCUUCAAUUCAUGAACUCCGAUAUCAUAAGAGUACGAUCCAUCACUACAAAGCUCUUGAAAUUCGCAAUUAAAAAUAUUGGCUCAACAUAUUUUUUGGAACCAGACUCAGACGGCCUUGUUUCCAUCAUAAAACAACUCAUAGUAGGUGGAAUACAACAGGAAGACCCAGAUUUCCUACUUUCAAGCUUAAGUUUGAUGAAAUCUUUUGCAAAAAUCUUUAGUAGAAGGAUAGCAGCGUUUUUAAACAAGACAUCAGACAUAUUCGGACAAGUUUCCGAUCUAAUAAUCAAUAAUUUUCUUAAGUAUCAUGACGAUAUUAAUAUGAUCAACGCCUUAAAGGGUUCCUACGAGGAUUUAGUAAUUUCUUUGUCAUACGAGCUGUUUAAUGUGAAGAUUGAAUACAGUUUGAAGUUCCUAGAAGUACUUCAAUCCACUUUUGAUGAAUCUUCCGACACAUUUAAAGCUUCUCUGAUCGAAAUCAUAGGUUUCUUGAUACAUAAAUACCAAAUACCACGUGAUUUCGCCAUCCAGCUCUGGGAUUAUAUGUAUUCUUUGUUCACUUUUACUCCAGAAGGCGAAAGUUGGUCGAUGAAUGAUGUGGCAAGUUCGUCACUUUUUGUCAUGGAAUUAUUACUUGAAUUAAAUUACGACGAGAUCAGGGAUAGAGCAGGGGACCUUCCUUUGAAGAUACUAGAAGAGAUACCGCAUGAUAUUUCAGCAAACAAUUAUGAAUAUUGUUUCUUUUUCCUUGAAUCUUAUUUCAAACUUCCAAAUUUAAAUUUGGGAGAUUAUUAUAAUGUUUUUAUGGAGAAUUUGUUGGAUAUAGCAAGCAAUUGUUACGAUCAACCAGUUCUUCCAUACAUAUUCCGUGCAAUUGCUGCACUUGUCUUAGUUUCAAUGCUAUCCGCAUUAAAUUAUUACGACCAACUCAUUUCAAUACCCCAGAAAUUCAGUGAGAUCGAGUUUGACACAAAUGAGAGUACACAAGUGAAGAAUAUGAGAGAAAUAAUGGCCCAACUUUUAUCUCUUAAUUUUUCUUUGGCAAAGAUGUUAUCUGUGACAGAUAACAUUACAUUAUUGGAACAGAACGCAACACAAAGGAUAAUCUUCUAUCCAACAGUUGCAAUUCCAAUGGAUUCCAUGAAUUAUAAUCUUGCAAACGCAAUUCUUUUGUUUAUUGAUAAUAUGGCAACACUUGAUAAACAAAAGCUCAGCCAUAACUUUAGAAGUAACUUUAAUAAGAAGGAAAUCAAAGAAACUCUAGAAUGGAUUAAUAAGAAUUAUCCAAAUGAUAGAACACUUUGCACAGUAGUAGAACGCACUAAAACAACUAUAGAAAACAUGUAG